Molecule: messenger RNA, 2180 nt
Organism: Chrysochloris asiatica (Cape golden mole)
Lineage: Eukaryota; Metazoa; Chordata; Mammalia; Afrosoricida; Chrysochloridae
Gene: SYTL4
Product: synaptotagmin-like 4
Exons: 16
Coding region: 51-2069 (672 amino acids)
Biological process (GO): exocytosis; intracellular protein transport
Cellular component (GO): exocytic vesicle; plasma membrane
Molecular function (GO): neurexin family protein binding; small GTPase binding; phospholipid binding
Source: RefSeq, a predicted model, not a curated record
UAUCUGGCUGCUUUGAAGAAAGAAAAGUAUACGAAAAAGUAGAAUACAUCAUGUCAGAGAUACUUGACCUCUCUUUUCUAUCUGAUGUGGAAAGAGAUUUGAUUCUCAAUGUUCUACAACGAGAUGAGGAGCUUCGGAAAGCAGAUGAGAAAAGGAUUAGGAGACUGAAGAAUGAGUUGCUAGAGAUUAAAAGGAAAGGGGCAAAGAGGGGCAGCCAACACUACAGUGAUCGAACCUGUGCCCGAUGCCAGGAGAGCCUGGGCCGUUUGACUCCCAAGACCAACACUUGUCGGGGGUGUAAUCACCUAGUGUGUCGAGACUGCUGUGUCCAGGAAAGCAAUGGUACCUGGAGGUGCAAAGUCUGUGCCAAGGAAAUAGAGCUGAAGAAAGCAACUGGAGACUGGUUUUAUGACCAGAAAGUGAAUCGCUUUGAUUACCGCACUGGCAGUGAAAUAAUCAGGAUGUCCUUGCGUCGCAAACCUGCAGUGAAUACCAGAGAGACAGUAGGACAGUCCCUACUUCAUCAGUCACAGAUUGGCGAUGUCUGGCCAGGAAGAAAGAGCGUUCAGGAACAACAGAAGGAGUACAGUGUGCCAUUUGAAGUACCAAAGCUAAAAAGUGGAAAGAGCAUGCGUGAGGCUGAGAGUGAGAGCUUGGAUAGCUAUACAGCUGACUCUGAUAGCACCUCCAGGAGAGACUCUCUGGAUAAAUCUGGCCUCUUUCCAGAAUGGAAGAAAAUGUCUGCCCCCAAAUCUCAAGUAGACAUGGAAACUCAGCCUGGUGGUCAAAAUGUGGUAUCUGUGGACGAGGGUGAAAUGAUAUUCAAGAAGAACACCAGAAAAAUCCUGAGGCCUUCAGAGUACACUAAAUCUGUGAUAGAUCUUCGUCCAGAAGAUGUGGGGCACACAAGUGGCUCCUUGGGAGACAGAAGUAAAUCUGUCCCAGGCCUCAGUGUAGAUAUGGAAGAGGAAGAAGAAGAGGAAGAAGACAUUGACCACCUGGUGAAGCUACAUCGUCAGAAGCUAGCCAGAAGCAGCAUGCAAAGUGGCUCUUCCAUGAGUACCAUCGGCAGCAUGAUGAGCAUCUAUAGUGAAGCUGGUGAUUUCGGAAACAUCUUUGUGACGGGCAAGAUUGCUUUUUCCUUGAAGUAUGAACAGCAAACACAGACUCUGGUCAUCCAUGUGAAAGAGUGUUACCAGCUGGCCUAUGCUGAUGAAGCCAAGAAGCGCUCUAACCCAUAUGUGAAGACUUAUCUUCUGCCUGACAAGUCCCGUCAAGGAAAAAGAAAAACCAGCAUCAAGCGGGACACCAUCAGUCCCUUGUAUGAUGAAAUCCUCAGGUAUGAGAUCCCAGAAUCUCUCCUGGCCCAGAGGACCUUGCAAUUCUCAGUUUGGCAUCAUGGUCGUUUUGGCAGAAACACAUUCCUUGGAGAGGCAGAGAUCCAAAUGGAUUCCUGGAAGCUUGAUAAGAAACUGGAUCAUUGCCUCCCUUUACAUGGAAAGAUCAGUGCCGAGUCCCUGACUGGCUUGCCAUCACACAAAGGGGAGUUGGUGGUUUCAUUGAAAUACAUCCCAGCCUCUAAACUCCCCAUUGGAGGUGACCGGAAAAAGAGUAAAGGUGGGGAAGGGGGAGAGCUCCAAGUGUGGAUCAAAGAAGCCAAGAACCUCACAGCUGCCAAAUCAGGAGGGACUUCAGACAGCUUUGUCAAAGGAUACCUACUUCCCAUGAGGAACAAGGCCAGUAAGCGUAAAACUCCUGUGAUGAAGAAGACUCUGAAUCCCCACUACAACCAUACAUUUGUCUACAAUGGUGUACGGCUAGAAGAUCUACAACACUUGUGCCUGGAACUGACUGUGUGGGACCGGGAGCCCCUGUCCAGCAAUGACUUCCUGGGAGGGGUCAGGCUGGGUGUUGGCACUGGGAUCAGUAAUGGGGAAAUGGUGGACUGGAUGGACUCGGCUGGGGAAGAAGUGAGCCUGUGGCAGAAGAUGCGACAAUACCCAGGGUCUUGGGCAGAAGGGACUCUACAGCUCCGUUCCUCGAUGGCCAAGCAAAAGCUGAUUUUAUGAAUUCCUGACCUUCUCUGCAGGUCCAGCCCUGGCCAGGGAAAGUCAGAGGAGGUGAAGAAACUAAGAGCAAAGAUUUCUAAUUUAAUGUGUGUAUGUUAAGUAUGUAUGUGU